AUGGACCAUCGCAUGCAGGGCCCGCUCAUCCCGUUGGUGAAUCGCGACACGCUGCUGGGCCGCCAGGUGCCUCCGCCCUUCCAGUUCGCCAGCCCCUCCGUCUCCGCGCGCCACUGCACCAUCUCCUGCCUCCCCCAGCCUCCCGCUCCCGCUGGGGAACCCUCUGCCCCUCCUCAGGCGGGCGGGGCAUGCCCCCCCCCCCAGGGAGAAGCGGCUUCUGGGGUGGAGGAAGCAGCAGGAGCGAGAGUGGGUGUAGGAAGGGGAGAAGCAGGAGGGUUAGUAGCGGGGGAAACUGCGGGAGGAAGGGCAGAAGCAGGAGCUGAGAGGGAUGGAGAAAGCAGAGAGGCGUUCGUCGUCGUGGUGAAGGACACGAGUCCACGCAUGGCUACAUCAGUACUCACGUCCUCUCCUUCCCUCGCCCCGUUGCUCUCCCGCACCUCCCUCGCCCCGUUGCUCUCCCGCACCUCCCUCGCCCCGUUGCUCUCCCGCACCUCCCUCGCCCCGUUGCUCUCCCGCACCUCCCUCGCCCCGUUGCUCUCCCGCACCUCCCUCGCCCCUUUGCUCUCCCGCACCUCCCUCGCCUUCCAGCUCCAACAGCACGCUUAUCAACGGAACCCGGCUGCAGAGGAACGGACCCCCCCAUCAGCUGAGGCAUCAAGGAACGGACCCCCCCAGCAGCUUAAGCAUGGCGAUGUGCUGUCGCUCGUGGGGCCACCAGAGACAGAGGUCGCUCACAUGUUUGUCUUCUUGCGCGUGGAAGGGGCACCCAUGCCAUCUGCUUCUCCUGCUGCUGCGAAUGGCGCUGCUGCUGCUGCUGCUGCUGCUGCUGCUAGGGGACUGCACUCCCCUGCUGCCGCAGGGAAAUUUCCAGGCAGGCGCGCAGCGGCAGUUAAGGAGGGAGAAGGCAGUGGCGCCAUGCGCGGCGUGAGUGUGAAGAGGGAGCAAGGAGAGGGCGCAGCCGGAGCAGACCCAGCAACAGUGCUGGUGAAGCGGAAGGCUCAGGCCUUGAGCUCUAAUCCGUGCCCCAUGGCGUUAGAUGCAAGCCCAAUGGCACGUGGGGCAGGUACCAGUCACACGACAACCCCCGUGGCGUCCCCCUCUGUGAAAGGCCAGAUGCUGCCCCCUCCCCCGCGCUCCUCCCCUGCAGCAGCGCGCCGACUGUCCAUGCACUCGCCCCCACCGCUCCCAGGAUCGGGGUUGGGAGCAGAGGCCGUAGCAGUGGGUCCAGACGAGGGGGGGAUGGCAGCGGGUAGGGUUCCGAAGCGGAGACGAGGGUCAAGGGGUGCUGUUCCGAGCUCGGUUUCUCCUGACAGUUCUUCUGAUGCUGGGGAAGGUUCUGGGGCAGGUUCUGGGGCAGGUUCUGGGGCAUCCGUGCCAGGCAGUGGCAGAGCUGCCCUCGCUCCAGUCACGCCUGUUGCUGUCCCGGGUGCUGCUCCUGCUGCAGCAGGUUCACCUGCUGAGGUGGCACUGCCUGCUGCUGACGUGGCGAUUCUGGAGGAGAUGAAGCAGCUGCGGCGGGCCAAUGAGGAGCUCCGGCAGCAGCUGGACGCGGAGGCGGCGAGGAUGGACGAGAUACUGAGUCAGCGGCAGCAGGAGGAGCGACGGCAUGAGGAGGGCGUGGUGAGUGCACGCAUGGAGGUGCAGCAGGAGUGGGAGGGGCGAGUGCAGGAGGCGCAGAGGGAGAGAGACGCCGCAGCCAGGAAGCAGGAGCAGGCGGAGGGGGAGGUGGUGCGGCUGCAGGAGGAGCUGACAGGUGUCGGCGAGCGAUUGGCUGUUGAGAGGAAGGCACGGGCGGAGGCCGAAGCUGCGAAAGCAGGGCUGCAAGCGGAGGUGGAGAGGGCAUGGAGGGAGCGGGAGAGGGAGGCGGAGGAGAGGGGGAGGGAGAGGAGGGAGAUGGAGGCGGAGAGGCAAGCAGCAGUGGAGCGAGUGCAGGCAGCCGCAGCAGCAGAGGCAGCAGCGGCUGCAGAGAGGUCGCAGAGGGCGGUGAAGGAGCUCCAAGAAAGGGUUGCUGCUCUCGUGGUGAGUGGUAUGACGGUCCGUGUCACGACCAACCCGGCUUGCUGGAAUUCGUUUACUUACAGCCUUGGGCAUGCCCAUACUGAUGCCACUGCUUGUGUCUCUCUUCUCUUUGUCAACGCUAUGAACGAGGAGAGGCAGGCAGCCAUUGACUCGCUCUCUGCCAAGCUGGAGGGCGAGCGGGCAGCAGUGGUGGCGGGACACGAGAGGGCGAGGAGGGCGGAGGGGUUGCUGGAGGAGGAAAGGGGCCGAGCUGUGCUGCUGCAGCAACGAGCGUCUGCCAUGGGGGCUUCUCUUGCAGGGAAGGAGGCCGAAGCGGCUCAGCUGCAGAACUUGCUGGCAGCUUCGGAGGCCCGAGCCUGUGGCGUGGCAGGGGAGCUUCGGAAGGUGCAGAUGCGGCUGUCAGUGGAGCAGAGGCGGUUGCAGGGCGCACGGGAGCGCAUCAUGCUGCGGGACGCUCAAAAGAGGGAAUUCGAGAAAACAGCGAACCACAUUGCAUGUCUGCAGGAGCAGAUGGAGCAGGCACACGAGGAGCAGACAGCUUUAGGGCAGUCGCAGCAGCAACUGCAGCAGCAGGUGGUGCGCGCGCAGUUGCAGCAGCAGGCGCAGCAGCAGCGACAGCAGCAGCUGCAGCAGCAGAUGCUGAGAGCGCACCUGGAGCAGCAGCAGCAGCUGACGCGCAUGUUUCAGGUGUUGCAAGAUGGGGAAGGGGAGGGGAAGGCGAGGGCCGGGGGGAGGGGGAGUGAGGGGUUGGAUGGGGCGGGGGGAAAAGAAGAGGGAGGUGAGGAGGAGGAUGAGGAAAUGACUCAAGAAGCCGAGGUGGGAGAGGGAGUGGUGGGAGGAGGAGUGGGAGGAGGAGGGGUUGGGGGAGGUGAUACUUGCCCUGUAGAUGGUGAGGUGCCUCCUGGUGAUGCUGAGGCACGUGGUAUGGUACAGGGGAGUGUGGCUGCCAGGGAAGAUGUGAGGGUCGAGGAAAGGGAGGGCUUGUUGCUUGUACGGCGGGAGCUCUUUAGGGGGGAUGAAGGGGACGGGGGUGAUGAGGGACGAGUGGGAAUGAGGGAGACAGAAGAAGAUGGGAGGGGAUUUGGUGGUCGAGUGGGUGAUGGGGGGAGGGACGAGGGCGGGGAGGAAGGGGAAGGAGGAAAAGGAGAGACGGAGGAGUGUUCAUUAGAUGAUCAGUUUGACGAGUUGAACAGAGAAGGUGGACCGUUGGAUGGUCGAUUCAAUGAGCUGAACAGAGAAGGUGGGCCGUUGGAUGAGCGGCUGGAGGAGCUGAUGGAGGCAGAGACGCAGGAGUACAGUGGGGGGCGAGGAGGGCUGCUGGAGGGAUUCUCAGGAGGGAUGCUGGACGAGACCUGUGAGUCACCUGGACGAGGAGGGGUGCUGGAAGAGGGGUUCACGGCAUGGGGCGAGGAGGAGACAGGGGAGGGUGCGGAGGGUGAAGAGGGGUUGGAGAGGGACGGAGCAGCAGGGCAAGGAGAAGAGGAGGGGGUGGCAGGGGUUGUGGGGAAGGGAAAGGGAAUAAGCCCUGGGAAGGGUGAUGCUGGUGCUCACUUAGGAGUGCGGUUAGAAGCAGAGACAGAAACGGAGACGCAAGGGCACACGGAAACGCAGGGUCGUUGGGAAACGCAUGGGCAGAGGGAAGCUGUGGUGCCAGGGCAGACAGAGACACAAACACAGGUGGCGACUCAACUGCUGUCACAAGGGCAGGUUCACUCUCAAGGGCUAAUACAGUCACCAGGGCCAGAGCAGUCACCAGGGCAGUUUCAUUCACAAAGUCGGUACCAGUCACAAGGGCCGUCGCUGUCACCGCCCACUGGUGGUGCCUCACAAACCCCAAACCCUUUCCAGCGACAUUCGCAGUCACAAGUGCCUGGUGCGUCCCAGCAGCUGUCCCAGCACCCCUCACAGCAGCCGUCACAGCCAUCCCAGCAGCCCUCACAGCAGCCGUCACAGGCAGAGUCACAGAGGGCGCUGCAGACCCAGGAGCUCCCCCCCACGCAGCUGCUCUCCGCGUCACAAGUGCUGGCGGCGCAGCAGCAGCUGGGGGUGAUGCCACCACAGGAGCAGCAGCAGAAACAGGAGCAGCAACAGAAACAGCAACCGGAGCAAGCGGGUUCACCUUUGCAGGAGCAGGAGCGGGCACCUUGUGCGAACAGUUCUCCAGCUGCAGCAGCAGCUAGGGACAUCGUGGGAGGUGAAGGAGGCGGUAAUGAUGGCAGGGGUGUUGAUGGUAACGGUGGUGGCGUGGAAGGGAGGCAGAGGGAGAAGAAGGGAGUCACAUGUGAAGGUGGAGUGGGGACGGAAACCCCGCCUUUUGAAGGUAUGCCAGAGGGAUCAGAGACACCUAAUCCUGCUCUGCAGCUGAUGCGCGGGCAGGCUUCUGAAGGGGAUGAGUCCGGCAGGGGGGGGAAUGAUGGGAGGUCUGGGCUGAGCAGGGAUGGGGCUGGGGCUGUGCCUGUGGUUGCUGCGGUGAGAGUUGAGGGUAGCGCGGUGGACGUGGGUGCAGUGGGUGGGAGUGGGAUUGGGAAUGGGGAUGGGAGUGGGAUGGAAGGGAGGGAACGGCGCGAGGACAUGGGGAAUGGCAGAAUGGGGGACAGUGAUGGUGAUGUGGGCUGUGAUGGUGCGGUGAGAGGUGGUUCUGAGGGAUCCAGUGGUAUGGGGAUGGAGGAUGUGGAUACGGGGAAUGAGGAGACGUGUGAAGGGGAUGAGGAUGGGAGGGGUGGGAAUGAGGGCGACGCUGAUGAAGAGGAGUUGUUGCCAGCUUCCAAUGCAGCUGGGAGGGUGUCUGCGGCGAACCCCCAUGGGGUUGAUGGGGAAAGGGAGGGGAAGGAGGGUGCAGAAACGGGCAAGGGUGGGGGCGCUGUGGGGGUGCUGCAGGAGGAAGGUGCAGGGGAGGAAGGUGCAGGGGAGGAGAGGUCACGGCUUGUGAGGCAGGGGAGUGAGAAGGGGGACAGUCCAGCGGACGAGAUAGAGGGCGAUGUGGUGGCAACGUGGGGCCUGCCGCAUGUGAUGCGUGCGUACCGGCGAAGGAGGAAGAGGAGGUUGAGUGGAGGGGAUGGGGUGAAGACAGGGAGGGUGAAGGGAGGGAGGGAGGUGGGAAGGUUGAGGCGCAGUGAGAAGGGGAGAGAGAGGAGGAGGUUGGGUGGUGAGAGUGGUUCGCCGUGUGGCAUGGAGAGCAGCCAGGAAGCGAAUUCCUGGUGA
This is a messenger RNA of Closterium sp. NIES-65, 5220 nucleotides long. NCBI's taxonomy places the organism in Eukaryota, Viridiplantae, Streptophyta, Zygnematophyceae, Desmidiales, Closteriaceae. The record is from the annotation of a GenBank genome assembly.